ACGGACGAAAUGUACAUUAAUGUUAAACAAGUACACGUGUUUGAAUCACUUCCUGGGUCAUUGUGAUUGCUAUAGGCACAAUCUCAAAUGUCUCCCUGUUGGAUAUGUAUAGCACUACAAAGGGUACACUUUCUUAAUCCAUGUAGUGCACAUGUUUAGGGCGUAUAGAGUGGAUUGGGAUUUACCUGGCGUGUCAGAAAUGUGCUAGCAAACCUGAGUACACUACACAAACAGCAAAAUAAAAAAUAUGAAAUGAAAAUAAAUGGACACAAUCACAGAAAAUGGCGGCGAUCUGCAGCGACAGGUUGAAGAAAUCGAAGCACUUUCCUCUAUCUAUGGGGAGGAGUGGUGUGUGAUCGACGAGGCGUCGAGGGUCUUUUGCAUCAAAAUAUCAGAUGAUAUUUCUGAGCCCAGAUGUUCUGUUUGUUUACAGGUCAUACUGCCUGAAGACUACCCAAGCUCCUCGCCUCCAAUAUACCAAAUCAAUGCUGCAUGGUUAAGAGGUCCAGACAGAAUCACACUGUCAAACAGCCUCGAGGAACUCUAUCUGGAAAAUCCUGGAGAGAGCAUCUUAUACCUGUGGGUGGAGAAAAUUCGAGAAUUCCUGGUAGACAGAUCGCAAAAUGCAAACACAGAUGGACUGGAGCCACGGCAUGCAAAGAUGACAGAGGAACAGGACGACGACUGGGAUGAGGGUGAAAUUCCAGAUUACGGCAUCUUGAGGCUCAGCAGUGAGCAGGCGCACCUUUUCUCCAUCUCCUCCGCAGGCACGUCAGAUUCAGAUGAGGAGCUCCCAAAGAUUAAACAUGGCGAGGCAAUCACAGACAGACGCAGCACGUUCCAGCCUCAUUUAGCUCUCGUAGUGACACCUAAACAGGUCCAGAGGGUGCUAGACAAACUGUAUGAAAACAAGAAAAUUGCAAGUGCCACCCACAACAUAUACGCAUACAGGAUAUACUGCGAAGACAAAAACACAUUCCUCCAGGAUUGUGAGGACGACGGAGAGACAGCUGCUGGUGGGAGACUGCUUCAUCUACUGCAGAUUCUGGAUGUGAGGAACGUGCUCGUGGUGGUGUCGCGAUGGUACGGUGGUAUCUUGCUCGGCCCUGACCGCUUCAAACACAUCAACAACUGUGCUAGGAGCAUCCUUGUCCAAGAGGGCUACACUGAAACUUUGGAUGAAGCAUCAAAACCAGGGGGAAAGAGCAAGAAGCCCAAAAGCAAGAAGAUGAAGUGAAGUCAUAUGUGUUUUAUAGUGUCUCAGGGAUGUGUGUCUCACGGGCAGGUGUGAGUGGAUAAGGAAGUAAACGUUUAAUACAGCAGAAGAAAAGAAGCAAUGACUGAAGUUCUGACAACAAGGACGUUGACAGUUUUUAACAGCAUAAAUUUGUCAUACUUAAAAUGUUGUAUAUGAAAAGUGAAUUUACAUAAUAUAUAUAUAUAUAUAUUUUUUUGUAAUUAGAACUGGUCAAGGACGUUCCUUCAAGCUUCAUUGAGUCUAUGAUUUGGGAUUUGCAUACUGAUUUGUAAAUCAAGGCAUAAUUGUCUUUUGUAUGUGUCUGUUAGCAUGAAGCAUUGUCUCCCAUCUGUGUGUGUGUGUGUGUUUGGAGGGGUGUUAAUGCUGGCAGCAAGGCGAUGUGUCAAAGCCUCUGUUUCUCGCAAUCCUUUUAUAACAGAUAGAUAGUCACCAUCAUUAAAACAUUUUCAGCGAGCUUUGAUGAGAGUCCUUACAUUGUUUUCAACUGCUCAACUAUUUAUGCAAAUCCUUAAGCAUAGACACUUUUUAAUCUCCUGUGUCACUAAAAGUUGAUUUAAUCAGAAUUGACAAGGUUGUUUUGACCUACCUCUAUCUCUGAACACCAGCAUGCUUCUGUUAGUAAUAACAGAGGAGAUAACAUCAAAUACCCGACUGAGAAAAAUUAGAUACAAGUGUUACGUAGAAAUAGACUGUUUAUGAUGUUCUAUUAUUAUUUGCUUCAUUUGAUGUGACUUCUAAAUGGCCUUAAUUAAAAAAUAAAGAUACCAGAGCGUAAUCUGAGAUUUAAAA
Molecule: messenger RNA, 2047 nt
Organism: Pangasianodon hypophthalmus (striped catfish)
Lineage: Eukaryota; Metazoa; Chordata; Actinopteri; Siluriformes; Pangasiidae
Gene: impact
Product: impact RWD domain protein
Exons: 11
Coding region: 263-1237 (324 amino acids)
Biological process (GO): regulation of translational initiation
Cellular component (GO): cytoplasm
Molecular function (GO): protein binding
Source: RefSeq, a predicted model, not a curated record